CGUGAACUAAUUAGUCUUUGUCUCACAUUCACAGGAAAUGUUGCUAACCACAACAAAACAACAACAGACAGGGCGGCAUGCACAGAGAACCUAACAGAGACUGACGCCUUCAUCAGAAGCGCUUUAGCCUUGGAUCCUGCAGAGGAGUACAAGAUGGACAACAAACAACGAGGCCUUGCACUCAUCUUUAACCAGGAGCGCUUCUUCUGGCGCCUGGGAUUAAACGAAAGGCACGGGACCAACGCCGACCGCUACAACCUGGAGAAAAGACUGAAGGACCUAAACUUUGAAGUGAGGGCUUAUGAUAACUACAAACAGGUGGAAGUCUUGGAUAAAAUCAGCGAAGCUGCAGAGGCCAACCAUGCAGACGCAGACUGCUUCUUGCUCGUCUUCCUGAGUCACGGCGAGAACGAUCACGUUUACACGUACGAUGGAAAGAUCAGCAUUCAGGACAUCACGUCCCUGUUCAAAGGAGACAAAUGCAAGAGCCUCGUAGGAAAGCCAAAGAUCUUUAUAUUACAGGCGUGCCGUGGAGAUAAGCACGAUGACCCGGUGACCGCCUGUGAUGCAGUGGACAGCGAGCUGAAGACGAAUGAGGUGGUGGUGGACGCCAGCGCCGUGCACACCCUCCCCGCUGGGGCGGAUUUCAUCAUGUGCUACUCUGUGGCUGAAGGAUACUAUUCCCACAGAGAGACCAUCAACGGCUCCUGGUACAUCCAGGAUCUGUGCGAACUGCUUCUAAAGUACGGGGACUCGCUUGAAUUCACAGAAUUACUGACGCUGGUCAACAGGAAAGUGUCAAUGAGGAGCGUUGGGAAUAGUAGUGACCGGAAUGCCAUCGGGAAGAAGCAAGUACCUUGCUUUGCUUCGAUGCUCACCAAGAAACUCUACUUCAGACCAAAACAGUAACAGUUUUAGACCUCAGUUAUAAUAUGAGCUGACUUUAUAGCCUAUUAAUACCUGGGAAACUCUGUGUCCUGGGUCAUUUUAAUGAAUUUUGCUGUAUUUCCUCAAGUCCUCUACUGUAUUUUUUUUUUUGCUCAUGGACACUAAUAUUCACAAACAUCAAAUGGCAGUUGUAGUUUUAUCAGUGGUGCUAAAAUAACAGGAACAUCUUGUAUCACAUGCACUGGAGAAAUAUGACCAUUCCUGGCCUUCACUGCUGAAACCUCAAGUCGUUUUAAACAGUGGCUUCAUUUAUCAUGCAAAGUUUCUUCUGAAGAAACCAGAUUCAAGGUUUUUGCAUUUGAAUGGCAGAGAAACCAGACAGGGGGAGUAUCUGUAGAGAAUAGAGGAGAAAUCAUGUUCCAGUAUCUGGUUCAUCUGGUUUCCUGUGUAAAUGUAAACAUACAACAAGCUUGCAGAGUUAAUAAUACUCAGCAGGGUUUGCAGAGCAUUACAUCACAGUGAAUUAUAUCAUAGGACACUCAAUUCAUCAUUCAACUGCCUCUAUUUCUUACAACUCUCGAUAACCUAAUGUGAUGGAUCCCUGCAGAAAGUGCCAGGGUGUCACUGCAGCAGAGGUGGGCCAAAAACAAACUAAUUUACUGACUAAAUUGAGAGGAUCCGUUGGCUCACCACUUCAAACAAUUUUCAGGGGAAGACUUGAUAUUUUGAUACUUAUUUAAAUAUAUUGUCCAAUAUCUACUAUAAUUAUUUUACUUCCUGAUAACCAAUUUGGCUCCCAAAAUGUCUACUAACCGAGAAGACUACAACAUGACCAUAAUUUAUAGUGCAUUAAGUUGUAAGAUCUUCCUGUUAUUUUGUCCAAAACCUGUAGAUCAGAACACUAUUUAGCACUUUCAAGAAAUUGCUUUUAAACUGCAGGAUUACUAUGGACCACAAUCUGUGUUCUUUUCUUUUUUUUUUUUUUUUUUAGCUUUUUGUCACAUUUUGCUUGCGUCUUUAAUCCAGUUUAAACUACUGUGGCACCACACUAAUGUUGCCUUAUCAUGCAGCUGACUAUCCUGUCUUAACAAGGCGAGCAGACAAUAAAAGUUGACAUUUCCUCCCAACACAGUCUGUGAGGAAGAUAGAAAUGUCAAAUUAGUGUUUUUCUUGACAGUAGUCAAGUCAGCUGCAGGAAUGUCUACAAGCCAGACAAAUACUUUCCAACUAACUGUAUCUUGCGAGUCAGGUGACAUAACAGCAUGACAAUCAGGUCACUAAUCUUUUUGUUUACAUCAGGGUUUCAGAUUUCAUUAUCUUUCUAUGAGCACCAACUAUUCUUGCAACCAAGUACCACAUAAACAUGCUGUAUGUCUUCGAGCUCGCUCCAUCAAAAAGGGAAUUCAUGUUGUGCUGUUCUUUGUGUUGUAGCAUUUUACAGUACGACAUUUAAUAAUGCGGAUUUGCACCCAACAUGGCAACAAACACCUGUUUGGAAAGCACCUCAGGGAGGAGGCUGUACUGUAUUGUGGACCUAAAACACACUUGCUGUGUCACAUGAUCUAUGACUCAGGAAAAACAAAGCUACCAGCAUGCAUUGAUCCUGUAUUUUUGUGGUCUUACUGUUGUGACUGUAUAAUGCAAUCUGUGAGACAUUGUUUUAGGUACUGUCUUUCCACCCCAUAGCGUGAUUAUGUUUUAUAAAACGGCCAUUCUUUUUGUGGCAAAAAUU
Centropristis striata (black sea bass) is the source of this 2620-nucleotide messenger RNA. Its product is annotated as caspase-6-like. The transcript has 7 exons. Gene Ontology annotation, cellular component: cytoplasm. The record is from RefSeq and is a predicted model, not a curated record. The coding region runs from base 154 to 909 and encodes 251 amino acids. Gene Ontology annotation, biological process: proteolysis; apoptotic process. Lineage: Eukaryota; Metazoa; Chordata; Actinopteri; Perciformes; Serranidae.